This is a messenger RNA of Symbiodinium sp. CCMP2592, 3222 nucleotides long. The record is from the annotation of a GenBank genome assembly. Lineage: Eukaryota; Dinophyceae; Suessiales; Symbiodiniaceae.
AUGGCCCAGAGAACAGCGAGUUCUCAUGCGGAGGCCAUGGAGGAGGGGGCUGCAGGUUGCGAUUACUCUUUGGAUGGUCUUGCUGGGUCUUGGGACAAUUGUCCUGACAUCAGACGACGGCUUCGCUCGGACCAGAAUCUUCUGGUUCACUACUGCACGAAACUUCGGAAGAGUUUCAAUUGCAAAGUGGAGGUUACGAUCGCGAAUGUACGGGAGAAUGCCAAAGUUCUUAGACCCGUCUGCAAAAUCAUUGCUAUCCAUGGCUGCCCUCCGAAUAUAGACAGGCUGAUGGUGCAGGUGCAGGAUGUUUUGAAUGAGAACAAUGUUAAGUUGACGGGAACGACCGUGUAUGAUCAAGCCUGGGCCAUUCGAUAUCUUAUUGCCCUUGUGAAGAAGAACAAAAAAAAGAAAUCGUGGCAGGAGGACUCUUUUGAGGUCGUGUCGUCCGAUGAGGAGGAGCUUCGCUUGGCCAAUAGCACGAAGGAGCAGUUGGUCGAUGUGCUUCGUGGUCUGCUUUCCCAGGGGUCUUCUGCAGCCGUGGCCCCGAUGACGGUGGUUGAGCAGCCAGCUGCUGCAGUCGUGGCCCCAAGGGCAGUGGUUCAGAAGCAAGCGACGCCGCAGCACAGUGCUCCUGUGGAUCGUGUCGUUGUUCCAGACUCACUUCCUUUCGCUGGGGACAACGAUGGCACGCAGAUCCCCUUCAAUCCUGAAGACUACAUUGCAACUCCCUAUGCCCAAGAUCUGCUGGCACGUGAAGAUGCCUCGCUGGCAGCAGUGCCCAACAUCCAGCAGCAUGGCCAAGGUGUUCCUGAGCAGGAGGGACCCCCGCCCGAGACUGCUACUGGAUUGCCGGAGUCGGAGUUCCCUGAAGUUCCAGAGCAUGAGGUCGUUACCAGGAAGGCUUCGGAUGGCACGCUGGAAGGUGGGAAUAGUUCCGGUAGUACGGGGCCGGUCGAGGCGACAUCGCAGCUCCGCCGCAAGCGACCGCUUCAGGAUGCAGAGGAAUCGGAGCCCAAGGGUGACGAAGAUGAGGAGGACGAUGCCGAGGAGCAUGAGGACGAUUCGGGAGAAAGGGGCGACGACGGGGCUGCCUCGAGAAAGCGAGGCCGACCAAAGGCCAAGGCCUCUGCAAAGGCAAAGGCCAAAGCAAAGGCCAAGGCCUCUGCAAAGGCCAAGGCCUCUGCAAAGGCCAAGGCCAAAGCAAAGGCUGCUUCAAAAGCGAAGCCGAAAGCCAAGGCGAAAGCACGUGCCGAGCAGGAUGCAUCAGAGGACCCAGAAGCAGUGGAGAGCCGCCGGAAGAGGAAGGCACCGGUUCCCGCACAGGAGAAGUUUCAAGCUGCCCAGAAAAGGACGGCAAGCUUGCUUCAGUCCAUGCAGAAGCCGGCUCCAUUGGUUUUCGGGGAGGUUGCCCACGAUCGCCCAUUGCCUAACCCGGAGCACAUUCGGCAGGUCCUUAUCUUCGAGAUCAUGACUUGCUUGGCUUCGUGCAACGAGCUGGGGAAAAAGGCCAAGCACAACCACCUCGACAAGCUGGUGUCGCCAUCGUGCGACAUGCGAUUCGAGUUGUAUUGGAGCAGGGCCUCCGUGGGCAUCAAGGUCAAGGGUUCGGGAGAAAAGGACUUCAAGCAGGCUGGCCACUCCAAGCUGCUCUCUGUGAAGAAAGAGACCCCAGCCGUCCAGAUGAAGGCCGAUCCUGAUUCGCAGGAGACACAAGACACCCAGGCCAUCCAGAGGCAGUUCAUGGCCCACCCGGAUGUUCGUACUCAGUACCAGCAGGGCGGCUCAGGCCGCGAGUGGCUGGAAAUGGCAUUGCUGGCCACCUUUCGCACCUCAGUGAAAGUGAUCCGCGAGAGGAUGGAACUGAAAGAGCGAGAAAUCAGUGGAGAAUGGAUGACGGAAGAAAGGAUGCAGAAGUCCGGGGACUACAGCAAGAUGGAGAUCAAGUCGAUCAUAGCCUACUGUUCGAAGUUUCCAGAAGCACUUCAAAAGCUCCUGACCUUGUUGCUGCAUCUAAGCAAAUGGAAGUACAACUCCAGUAUACUGGAGUACUUCGUGGAGACUUCCACCAAGCAAGUGAUCAAGCAGUCCGAGCUCAUGAAACGACACGAACAUACACAGCUUGGAGAUGCCUGGCCGCAGGUCAUGGAAUCUGAUGCACCGCCUGCAGAACCGGGUGACAUGCAAUGGACGGACGAGACAGGCCUUCACCCUGUUCCCGACAAUGUGUCUUCGAAGGCACCAGGGGAAAUCACCCUCCCGGACCUCGUCAAGUUCAUGGACACAAUCCAUGGGCACAUGGUGAAUAUCGGCAAGUCACAGAAGAUGAUCCAGGAGUUGCAGAAGGACCUCCAAAAGAUCGAGGACUCCUUCCAGUCCUUCUACCGUGAGCUGGCCGAGUUCAAGGCUGAGCUGAUGCUGAAGGAGCAAGAGGAAGAGUAUCGACUCCAGCCGGACAUGUACGACGAGGUUCUCGAAACUGCUGUGAGAUCGCUGGACGAUGCUAGCCGGCAGGGAGUGGUUCUCAGGUCCAGAUCCGCCGCCUUUGGAAGCACCCUUUACCAAGAAAAGCCUUGGCCACGAGAGCCUGUGUUCACACGGGUUUUGAUGCAUGAGCCCGACAAGAAAGAAUCGUUCCACAAGGAGAAGAGGAAAACGAGUUAUAUCCAACGAAUCACCCGUGACACAUUGGCAUUUUCUUCGGAGGCAAAAGAUUCACUCGGCGGCUGGAACAAGGGAGCAUUGACAACGACUCUUUGUCAAUUCGUGGAGUGGUUUUGCGACUUCCAGCAACUUCAAAGGAGCACUGACGAGAGGGACCGCUUGAUCGCGAGCUCGAGCCGUGCUUUGAACCUUUUUAUGAAGCUGCUGUAUGCUUCUGAGCUGUGGAUCCCGACUGCUGAAGCCACAAGGAUAGCAUCUGCUGGCAGGCAUUUCUUGGCGGCAUACAGCCGCCUCGCACGGUUGUCCUUGGACAACCGCGAACUGAGAUUCACGAUGAUACCGAAAGUGCAUCUUCUGUGGCACGUCGUCGAAAGCAUGAUGUCGCAAUGCGAGAACUUUACCGAAGUCGAGAAUCCUUUAUCCCAGGCCGUCGCUAUCGAUGAAGAUUUUAUAGGAAGGUACUGCGCAUUGACAAGAAGUGUAUCACCCCGUUUGAGGGUUCUUCGCUCUCUGGAGCGGUACCUUACACAGAUCCAACUCCUGUGGAUGAGGCAGAGUUGA